AUGUAUUCGCCUCAGCCUUUUCUGACUCUUAUGACUCUUCUUCUCUUCUUCUCUUUCCAUCUCUCUCUCCUCACCAAAAAAUCUCAACACACUAUAACUCUACAAACCGCUACUUGCAAGUUUAAACGCCGAGUUAAUAUCACUGCUGUGAUAACCGACAAGCAUCGACAUCUCCACUGUGAAAAGCUGACGACUCUCGAAGACAUCCCUUCCUGCAUUCACGACCCAACUUACCUAAACGAGGCCCGAGAAAACAGCGGAUCGCAUACUGGGGAAAAAGAAUCAAACAUCAAAAAUAAACGACCAAAGGACGAACCAAGAAAAGACACGAUUACGAAAAGCUUCACCAUGGAUCUCAAGUUCACGAGCGACCAACACCUUGCCAUACAGCUCACUCUUGAGAACUCUGACAGGGUAAAGCGCUGGCUGCGCACUCUUCCAGCGAACCCGAUCUCCCCCAGCAAUGGAUCCAUCUCCCCAGACUUCGCCAAAGCGCACCUCAUGGACAGAUGUCGUCACCCAGACUGUGCCUUCCAGGUUCGAUUAAUAUCAGUUCAUAACCAUACACACCACAAGGGGAUGCCUCUGGACCAACUAUACCCGGUAGCUUGGACCUCAUCUGGUGGCAGCACGAGCACAGGAACCACUUUCUUGACCGCGAAAUCCCACCAAACAGCAUCAGAUGGGGGGGAAACCAAACCAGAAGAACAAAACGAACUAGAGGAAUUAAAGGAGCCACAAGAACUAGAGGAACGUGGAGAAUCGAUGGAACCAGAAGAGUUCGAGGAAACAAAGGAACCAGAUGGACUAGACGAACUGCCCAUACCGGAAGAACUGGAGGAACUAGAUGAACGGAAACGACCAGAAGGUCCUGGAGGACAGGACAAACAAGCAGAGCCUGAGGAACGAGAGGAAGACAAGAAGCUAGAGGAACACAACGUACUAGAGGAACACAACGUACUAGAGGAACACAACGUACUAGAGGUACACAAUGUACCAGAGGAAGACGAUGAAUCGGAGGUACACAACGAACUGGAGAAACACAAUGAACCGGAAGAACUGCCGCAACGAAAACAGCCGGAUGAACGACCAAGGGAAACAGAGGAGAUGGACUAUUUAGCGACGAGAGUGAAGGAGAGGAUGGAGAAGCCACGGAAGAAGCCACAGAGGAAGCCAGAGGCUCUAGUAAGUACCAAUCAAUAUCAAGCGCAGAAGGAAUAUUAA
This is a messenger RNA of Trichophyton verrucosum HKI 0517, 1224 nucleotides long. RefSeq lists its product as uncharacterized. Bases 1 to 1224 code for a protein of 407 amino acids. The transcript is spliced from 3 exons. The record is from RefSeq and is a predicted model, not a curated record. Lineage: Eukaryota; Fungi; Ascomycota; Eurotiomycetes; Onygenales; Arthrodermataceae.